This is a messenger RNA of Haliotis rubra (blacklip abalone), 1691 nucleotides long. RefSeq names its product cation-dependent mannose-6-phosphate receptor-like. The coding region runs from base 19 to 804 and encodes 261 amino acids. Gene Ontology annotation, cellular component: trans-Golgi network. Lineage: Eukaryota; Metazoa; Mollusca; Gastropoda; Lepetellida; Haliotidae. The transcript is spliced from 7 exons. The record is from RefSeq and is a predicted model, not a curated record.
CGUAUCACAAGGCGGUGGAUGUAUGGUCACGCGAGAUACUACGUCAGGAUGCCGUCACACAAGAUGUCUACAGUGAAUCUCAUCGUCUCCAUCUGUCUGCUCAUUUAUCCCUGUCUCGGCAAACAAUGUGUCGGCAACGGCCCCUGCUCCUGCACCUUCGACGAUGGCAGUGGCACCGUGGACCUCACCAGCCUCGGUAACCAAGACGGAGGCGCCAGAUUUCAAGGGAUAUCAGCGUCCUCCGACAGCUUCCUCUACAACUACAACCCCUGCUUCGCCUUCAGCACUGGCACCUGCACGAACGUCGCCGCAUGUCAGACAACUCCCGAUAUUUCCGAGUCCUACAACUUGGGGGCACAAGAAUCGGCCACGUGGUCCUACGACGGCAACAACAUUCAGGUGUCCUACACCUCCACGACAGACAUACUGAGAAACACUUUCGUGACAGUUGUGUGUGACCCCGACCAAGAAGAGGCCACUUUGACAGCUCAAGGGGAGGCAAACCCGCAGCAGUAUUAUAUGGAAUUAAGAAGCCAGUGCGCAUGUGCAGACGGAUGUUCCGCCUUUGGUCCGGCUGACGAAGGGCUGAGCGGAGGCACGAUACUCCUGAUUUUGGUGAUCGUGUUUGGGUUCAUCUACCUAGUGGUCGGGAUGACCUUCAACCGGUACCGUGGAGGGAAAGAGGGGGUCGAGAUGUUUCCGAACAGGGGAUUCUGGUCGGCCCUGCCGGGCCUGAUCAAGGACGGAGCCAUGUUUACAGUCAGCUGUGUCAAACGCCGCGGCAGCUCGUACGACGAAGUGUAGGAAGAGAUUUCUUUGAGUGUCUACCUUCCAUCACGUGACAGUACCACCUUCCAUCACGUGACAGUAUCACAUACCAUCUUGCGACAAUUACAUCAGAAGGAACGUGGACUGAUCGAUUAUUCAAGACGUUCGAGAGCAGAGUGAUCGUUGAUUCAAAGACUGUACCAAAGAACGAAUGACUGUUUCUGAGUAUUGACGAUAUGAAUCACAUUUGUGUGGACCAGUUUGUCAGGAUCUCAUGCAUUAUGUCUGUAUAAGAGCACAUAAACUUCGUAUUUUUGUUUCGAAAGUAGGUAAUUCCAGUUUUGAUCAUUGUCAUUGCUUCACGGGUUAAUAUGCACCAUGUUCCUACAUCACCCGUAAAUUAAUCCGGUCGCCACGCAUCCCUGGUCAAGUGAGUGUGAGUGAGUGAAUUUAUUUUUAUGCCGCUUUUAGCAAUAUUCCAGCAAUAUCACAGCGGUGGACACCAGAAAUGGGUUUCACACAUUGUACCCAUGUGGGGAAUCGAACACGGGCCUUCGGCGUGACGAGCGAACGCUUUAACCACUAGGCCCAAUGAUGCGAUCCUAAAUCAUACCAAAACAAGUUAAAAGGUGGCACUUGUUGUCGCCAUGCCUCAGCAGAAGGAGGAUACGGGGACUGGUCGGCUCGGAGUCUGAGUGGGGUAGCCAUGUUAUACCACCGCAUCAGUGGGCUGACACUGUAGACCGUCAGCACUUCCUGUCACGAGUUGAUACAGUUAUGUACGGAGAGGAGGUCAUUGACCUCCGUGGGAUGUACACAGCGUCAUUACAACCAUCAUUGUUACAGCGCGUGACGGCCGUAUACAUUCACGGUGAUCGUGGAACGUGGCACAUACUAACAUGUACAAUAAAGUCAGAACUCCA